Neoarthrinium moseri is the source of this 1062-nucleotide messenger RNA. RefSeq lists its product as uncharacterized. The record is from RefSeq and is a predicted model, not a curated record. NCBI's taxonomy places the organism in Eukaryota, Fungi, Ascomycota, Sordariomycetes, Amphisphaeriales, Apiosporaceae. Bases 1 to 1062 code for a protein of 353 amino acids. The transcript has 5 exons.
AUGGCCGAGGGUUCAAAGGCUGGCGAGAACAGCGCCGCAAGAGCCUUCCAGCGACACUUUGACUCGCACCCUGCGGCUCAACAUGACCGGCUUCAUGGCCCUUCACGAUCCAACGACCAGCGUUUUGCGUCUGCCUGGCAGAACAGCAAUCAGGCCAAUGCCGAAUUUCUACAGCACCAGAUGGGACGAUUGGAUCUUGAGAGCGCGUCUCGAGGCAGUGUUUCUCCUAUCCCAUCGCUCUUGAACGGCCCUGGUGAUCAUCCUCUUCUCCAUGAUGCUCGUAUCAGACACCAUGAGCCUCAGCACACCGGUGUUCCUCCGGCUAUGCAUACAGCCGCACGUGAUCCGUUCGCUCUUGGAGCUCAGUCAAGCAACAUCAAUCAGGCUCCGAUGAGCAGUGUGGUCCAGCCCUCGACGCUCCCUAAUGUGUCUCAAGCUCAUGCUGUACCGGCCUUCGGCGCACAUCAGUUUCAGCCUGCCCCGCCCGGACAGCCUCAACUCUGGGGUCACGAUACUCGACAAUUCAACACAAUGCCAUGGCAGCCGGCAGCACUUCAGCAACAACCCCAUGCAUUGUCCCAAGAUCUUGGCCAGAGCAUGGAGCACACGACGCACGAGGAGAUCCGCGCUGCUCAUGAGGCGGACUUCGACAAGGCGAUGGCCGAGUGGAUGGCACAACAGGCGACUGAGGAGCCAGUUACUGAUUCGACUGAGGCCAGUGAGCAAGCCGCGGAACCUCAGGAGGGACCGCUGGGUGACAACGAGCUGGCUCGAGUUGCCCAGCAGCUCGUCGAGUCUGUCUCCUCUGACGAGUCAGAAAAAUUCCGCAAGUCCAACUUUGUCGACCUGAUGCGACGAAUCGCAGCUCAAGAGGUUGUAAUUCGAGACAACAAUAUGGUCGAAGCUUCUCAGACAGACAGCACAGCCCCGGCCGUGUUUGAUUCGGGAGCUGGCAGUGGAACUGAGCACAUACCGCCGACAAAUGCCGCUGAUAGUAAGGGCAAGGGGAAAGCUCGUGCCUUUCCGCGUUCGCCAAUCAUCGAGAGUGAUGAUUCCAUGUGA